AGGUCAUUCACUAGCAAGUAACAAGAAACUAUCUUAUCUCAUGGGGAAGUGUCAAAUCUUGGUGAUUGUCAUUCUACUUUUUCUUGUUCCAACACAGUCCUUCGACUUCUUCAAACUUGCAUUGCAGUGGCCUAUCUCAGUUUGUGGACAAUACUGUAAAAACUUGCCCAAUCCCAUGAAUUUAACCAUUCAUGGUCUGUGGCCACAAAUUUAUAGCAGCCCAUGGACUCCACUUUCAUGUCCUUUGCAAAAUGGCUAUACUACUAUCGGAGACCAAUCCCUCGUAAAAAGGCUUAAGGUGAGUUGGCCAGAUGUGAUUUGGGGAAGAGAUGAACGUUUUUGGGCAUGCGAAUGGAACAAGCAUGGAGGAUGUUCUGAACAAUUGUAUAACCAAAUCACAUACUUCAAUUUGAGCGUUAAUCUCAAGGAUCAAUUUGAUAUUUUUGGUCAACUCCAAUGUGCAGGAAUCACACCGGGUAAUUAUUACAACUUGAGACAUAUCAAUGGGGCCAUCGAAUGCUAUACCAAGAAACAACCUGAACUUAUUUGCAACGUGCCUCCAGGGACACAACCUAAUUGGAACUGCCUUUGGGGAACACAGAGUUGCACUCCAGGUAUAAGGAGUUGCAUUCUGGGAAAAACUAAUUGGAAUUGGAAUUGCUUUCGGGGAUGUAGUCCUCAACAACAACUUCUUGAAGUUCGUCUAUGCUUUGACAAGAAUGGUGUUGUGAUUGAUUGUCCUGGACGACGCAAAGGAUUACCUCCUUCCAUAGGAGUGAGCUUUCCUAUAUAAGAGUCGAGUAAUGCCACGUACCAUGACUAGGUAUAUAUAUUACGUUAAAUCUAUCAUCUCAGUUGGCAUAAUGCCAUUGAUUGAACGGAUCUUAUCACUUACAUCUACAAUCUUUGUUUUAUUAUUUAUUUCGUCUCUAUGCAUGUUGGUUGUUAUAUAUUAUUU
Molecule: messenger RNA, 958 nt
Organism: Camellia sinensis
Lineage: Eukaryota; Viridiplantae; Streptophyta; Magnoliopsida; Ericales; Theaceae
Source: RefSeq, a predicted model, not a curated record